AGACGACCCCUGGAAGUACGGUAUGUCGCGAUAACUUCUGCUGUCUACUGCAAAAUCCUUCAUAUUUUUCCGAAUACUGCUCUGCCGCCGGUGAUAUCCAUACCUGGAAAAGAUGGGUGGAGCAGUUAGUGCAGGGGUCAACAAUGACCACUUGGUGGACAACCUCAGAGAUGCAGAUUACAUCAAAUCAAACCUUGUCGAAGAUGUCUUCAGAGCUGUCGACAGAGGCGAUUACUACAUUGCAGGGCACAAGGACAGUGCUUACAAGGAUCUAGCCUGGAAGCAUGGCAACAUCCACCUGUCGGCUCCUUGUAUCUACUCAGAGGUGAUGGAGGCUCUCAAGCUGGAGCCGGGACUCUCCUUCUUAAACCUCGGCAGCGGGACAGGCUACCUGAGCACCAUGGUGGGCCUGGUCAUAGGUUCAAAUGGUGUAAACCAUGGUAUAGAGAUCCACCAGGAUGUGAUAGACUAUGCCAACGAACGUCUGCAACUCUUCCUCAGUAGAUCUCCAUCCGUUGAUCAGUAUGAGUUCUGUCAACCACUCUAUAUAAAAGGAAACUGUCUUUUGCUGAGCUCUGCUUGCCGGAGCUAUGACAGGGUGUACUGUGGUGCAGCGUGUCCUCCUGAGCAUGAGAAUUACAUGAAGAAUCUACUCAAAGAAGGCGGAGUCCUUGUAAUGCCUUUAGAAGAUCAGUUGAUUCAAAUAAGGCGCACGGGGCAGUCUAGCUGGCAUACAAAGAAUCUGAAAGCUGUUUCCUUUGCUCCCCUUAUACUGCCCUCAUUGGCAGAAGGGGAGACAUUACAAGCCUUCCAACCACCCGAUGUCCAACCUCGUGUCCUCCAAGAUGUCUGCCGUGUUCACAUACGUCGCCACUUGAGGGGCAUCGUGGAGAAGGAGAACCCUCGCAAACCCCGUCCUGCUAAGGCCCAGCGCAAACCAAGGCCCAACCACUCCCCACCCAGACUCAUGCACAAUUGCAUCAUGAUACGCAGUGUCAACAACAUGCUUGAGCUGGCUGGAGAACUCAUGGUGGAUGGAGACGAGGAUGAGGAGGAGAGGGGAGAGGAGGCCAUGGAUGAAGGGGCAGAUGCCGGGCCCUGGAGUCGACGCAGAGAUGCUGGACGACCGCGGGAGGAAGAUGGGUUGAACACGCGGAGAGGUCGUAACCGUGCAAGGUUUGAGCGCUUCAUGACCAACGCUGCGUUCUUCACCCGACACAUGGGCAGCCGUCGGGAGGAGGAUGGGGACGAAGAAGUCUGGCAUGAUGCAGAUGAUGAGAGAGAAAGAUCAGAUGAUAAUGGACAUGGUGCUAGACCUAGAGAUGACAGAGAUAGGUCUGGUGAAGGAUCGGGUAAAGAUGGGGGUUCACAGAAGUCAGAUCCACCCAAAGACAUUGAUGAUAGCGACGAUGAAGAUGAUGACAACCAAAGUCCAAGCAGUGGCCAGAAAGGCAACGGAGCAUCAGGUUUUAGCAUCAAAAGAGCUUUUAGAAAUUCCUUCCCCAAAGAGCGCAAACGGCAACACAAUCGGCGGAGCGAGAGCGAACCUAACGAAAAACAACCAGGAAAGUCAACAGACGUCAUUGAUGAAGUAGAAGAGGACAACGAGCGUCCUGAUGAGGCGGUUGGGAGGAAGAAUGGAAAGAGCGGUAAUGGACUCGGUCACUCACAACCAGCAACUCCUGGCCCCAAUGGCUCCAAGAUAGAGGACAAGAGCGAAGCACAGAAUGCCAUGGAGGACAACUCCAAUACAGAAGAGCCAUCAUCAAGGAAUCCCACAAAUCAACAGAUACCAAUAGUUGAUGACUUAGAAAUGGAUGACCUUCAAGACGAGGAUGAGGAAGACGAUCUUCUCAGCGACGCAUCAUCAAGUAGCGGUAUUUCUGAUGAAAGCAUCUUUCAACGUCUCAAAAGAGAAAAGGAAGAGGAAGAGGAGGCAGCCAUGAAGGAUAAACCCUUGGAGCCUAGCCACUUAUCACUUAAAAUCCAGAUGCUGCCAUUACCCAAGGCACUUGUCAACUAUCUUCUUUACCAUCGGGAAAUCUCAGAAUAACUCUUAUCAUGAGCAGUUUCCUCAUGACCCUUUUGGGAUGUAUACAUAAUCUCUCAUUAUAGACACUGCAAUUUCUAUCCUUCUGAGAUAGAUGCUAUAUGCUGUAAUGGAGAACAGUGCAGUGCUUGAGGCACUUCUGCACCUCUGGAUUUGGACCGUUCUGAGUAAAGUUUUCAAGAGUGAACAUUUUUCUGUCCUCUCUUUAAACCUUCAUUAAUUGAUAAUCUGGGAUUCAUUCUUCCCAGCCAUGGAUGGAGGCAUCACAAUCAAAGAGCGUGGAAACAAUUUUGCCACUGAAAAGAUGUGAAACUAUCCUGAGUAUAGCUGCAUUGCUGAGAGAUUGACUGUACCUUCUGGCAUUAUUUGCCACCUAAUGAAUCAAACACUCUCGUUCUGUAAUAAAGGAACUUUAUAUUGGUCAGAAUCUUUUACCAACAUGUGGAAUAGGUCAGUGGUAGAGUGGUUUUGUCAUAUUGAUAAGAUCAUUAAAUGAAAGAAAUGAGUUUGCACGGCACUCUGGUACAUCUCUCUGUAUUUUUACACGAAGACUUACUGUUGUCGCCAAAAUAAGUUAGCUCUUUGCAAUGAUUUAUUCAAUUAUCGGCUCAUACAUCUUAUUUCAUAGCGUGAUUUUACAUCACAAGAAGGAUAGAACCAGCCUAAUAACAGACAUUGUCAAUUGCGAACAUGUUCAAGUAUUUGUUUGAAUGCUUCGCAGUGUGCGGAUAUAUCCUUUUCUGUUUUGAGAAUAUCACAAACGUUUAAAAGUCAAUACUACAAAGAUCCAGUAACAUUCACAAUUCUUUAACACGCUAUUACACCAUUACAUUGUAUAUGGAGAGAACAAUAGGUUCAGUGAACCAAGUGUGUUCUGUGCUUUUAUACUGUAAUAGUGAGUUAAAGAAUUGUCAAGGGUAACAUAGAUUCGUGGCUGUAAUUAUUCCUUUCUUUUUCCUAUAUGCAUUUUUAUAGAAUCAUGGGUUGUAUCAUCGAAGCCCAUUGCACACUUUAUGAUCCGAUACAAUGCAAUUUUUUAAUAAAUUGCAAUUUAUAUUAAAUGUGAAAGUGCUAAGAAGUAAAAUUAUUUC
Molecule: messenger RNA, 3141 nt
Organism: Lytechinus pictus (painted urchin)
Lineage: Eukaryota; Metazoa; Echinodermata; Echinoidea; Temnopleuroida; Toxopneustidae
Exons: 7
Coding region: 113-2053 (646 amino acids)
Biological process (GO): protein modification process
Cellular component (GO): cytoplasm
Molecular function (GO): protein-L-isoaspartate (D-aspartate) O-methyltransferase activity
Source: RefSeq, a predicted model, not a curated record